This is a messenger RNA of Miscanthus lutarioriparius, 2523 nucleotides long. The record is from the annotation of a GenBank genome assembly. NCBI's taxonomy places the organism in Eukaryota, Viridiplantae, Streptophyta, Magnoliopsida, Poales, Poaceae.
AUGGAGGACGUCCUGACACCUCCGCCGCAGCAGCCGGAACUCGCCGGAGAGAAGCGUAAGAGGGAGGAGGGUUCGCUGGAUGCGUCCACCGAAGACGCUCCAUCCGCCCCCGCCUCCACCGGCAGCGUUGAGGAUGCGGCCGGCAGCGGCGUCGCCCGGCACCCGAUGUGGAAGACGAGCCUGUGCUCCUUCUUCCGCCGGCGCGGCGGCGCCGGCGCCGGCGCCGAAGGGUGCAGCCACGGGGAGUCCUGCCGCUACGCGCACACCGAGGAGGAGCUCCGCCCGCGGCCCGACGGCACCUGGGACCCCACCUCCGACCACGCCAAGAAGCUCCUCAAGGUCGCCGCGGAGGCCCAGGAGGAGGCCGAGGAGGAGGUCACGGUGGAUGAGCAGUCGCUCGACAAGUGCCUCGUCGGGCUCUCCAGGGGGUGGACGGCUGAUAGGCUCAAGUCCUUCCUCCAGGAGCAGGCAAGUAGUACUAGUGCUCAGUUCCUUCUUGUUCUUGGUUUUAUUGGACAGUGUCUCGAAAUCUCGUUUGCAACAGCAAAGAAGAAGAAGGGAAUGACAGUUGGUUUUGUGACUUUUCAGAGUGUUGAACAACUAACAAAUGCUGUUCAGGUCCUUAAGGAGAACCCUUCUGGUGGAAAGGAAAUAAAGAUAGUAGAUGCCAAUCGUAGGUCCCAUAAAAAGCGCAUGUUGAAGCACCUGUAUCCAAUACUGGAACAGCAACAGAAAAUGGCAGUAGUCCUACUACUGCAGAGGAAACACCUGCGCCUGAAUCGGAUUCAUCAAACUCGCAAUGCUAGGAAAGCUUGCCCACCUGCCAUUCCCCUUCCUGAUUGGGUUUUUAAAUCAAAGGAAAUUGGUGGUCUUCCUUGCAAGCUUGAAGGCAUUUUGGAGUCCCCAGUUGUUAAUGGAUACCGUAACAAGUGUGAGUUCUCUGUAGGAUAUUCCUUAGACGGCAAAAAGACGGUAGGAUUUAUGCUCGGAAAUUUCAGGGAAGGUGUGACUGCUGUCGAGGAACCUGUGAACUGUCCAAAUGUCUCAGAAAUUGCCUGCAAAUAUGCUCAGAUGUUCCAAGAUUUUCUUCAAUCAUCAAGCUUCCCUUUGUGGAGCAGGAUUGACAACUCUGGGUUUUGGCGCCAAUUCACAGUUCGUGAGGGAAGAUGUCCAUCUGAAGCUGUUGUUUCACAGAAUGCAGAAUCACAAAUAUCAGAAGUCAUGCUUAUUGUGCAGGUGUGUUCAACAGGUGUUGAUGAAGCUCUUAUGAAAGAAGAGUUUGACAAGCUGUCUGCUGCCCUGAUACAAGGAGCAGCAACAUGCUCACCUCCCUUGCCACUGACAACUUUUGUAGUACAAGAUCAUAAAGGGAUAUCAAAUGCUGCACCUACUGAUUGCCCACUGAUCCCGCUAUUGGUACCAAAGGGAGAUCAGUUGGAUGGCACAGCAGAAGAUAAAACAAGAAUCCAUGAUCACAUAAGCAACUUAAAGUUCUCUAUAUCACCAACAGCUUUUUUCCAGGUUAAUACUCUUGCUGCGGAAAGAUUGUAUACCCUUGCUGGUGAUUGGGCUAAUCUCAAUUCAGACACAUUACUUUUUGAUGUGUGUUGUGGGACUGGAACUAUUGGCCUGACCUUAGCACAUCGUGUUGGAAUGGUUGUUGGGAUUGAGAUGAAUGAAUCAGCAGUUUCAGAUGCUCACAGAAAUGCUCUUAUCAAUGGGAUAAAAAAUUGUCGCUUUGUCUGUGGUAAGGCCGAAGAUGUGAUGGGGCCCCUUCUCACAGAAUAUCUUGGUUCACCACAGCAGCAGGCUGCAGCUUCUGAAAGUAAUCCUGAAAUCAAUGAUACAAGCAAUACGAUUGACUGCACAAAUUGUGAUGGUGAAAAUAUAGAUAGCUCAAAGCAGAGAAAUGACAAUGGUGAAGGUCAGCAGCCUAUGGACACGUCAGUUGAUCAUCCUACCUGUGCAAGCGACGAGGAGGUGGAUGGGGUGAACAAAGUGGUUGAUUGCAGUCAUGAUGAAUACAAUGUGGCUUCUGGUGAACAGAAUUGUGGAGAAGCAUCGUUGAUCAAUGAUAAACCCAUUGAGACAUCAUCGGAUAAUUGUUUGGAGCAAGGCAAGGCAUGCCAGGAUGGUUCUUCCAAUCCAAACGACAAUGUCCUUGCUGCUAAUGCAUGCCAGUUUAAGAAUGUCGUUGCUAUUGUAGACCCUCCACGUGUUGGCCUUCACCCUACUGUGAUCAAGGCAUUGAGGACGCAUCCACGUAUUCGACGUCUAGUGUACAUUUCCUGCAACCCUGAGAGUCUAGUCGCUAAUGCGAUUGAGCUUUGCACCCCAACAUCUGAGAAACAAGAGAAGAACAAAGGCAACCGAGGGUGGCGAUCUAUGAGCAGCGCUGGUCUUGCUCGGCAGAGGACGAAGUCGAUGCCCAACUCUGAACCUUUUAUCCCCAAGAGGGCAAUGGCUGUCGAUCUGUUCCCUCACACGCCGCACUGCGAAAUGGUUAUGCUUUUUGAGAGGUGA